GCGGCGCUCCCGCACCCUGCCGGGGGUCGGCGCGGCCGGAGCAGGCGGGGGACGCCGCCGGUGCCGUGCGGAGGGAUUUCCUCCGAUGCAUUUUUCCCUCCCCCAAGUCUCUCUGACACCAACAAGACUGGGGUUAUGAAGUCAGUCCUAGAUGGCCUCGCAGAUACGACUUUCCGAACAAUCACAACAGAUCUCCUUUACGUGGGCUCCAACGACAUCCAGUACGAAGACAUGAAGGGUGACAUGGCAUCCAAGCUGGGAUACUACCCCCAGAAGUUCCCUCUCUCUUCCUUCAGGGGUGAUCCUUUCCAAGAAAAAAUGACUGCAGGAGAUGAUCCCCUGUUGAGCAUUAUUCCUUCAGAUCAGGUCAACAUCACAGAGUUUUACAACAAAUCCCUGUCCACGUUUAAGGAUAAUGAGGAGAACAUACAGUGUGGGGAGAACUUCAUGGAUAUGGAGUGCUUUAUGAUUCUGAACCCCAGUCAGCAGCUGGCCAUCGCCGUGCUGUCGCUCACCCUGGGCACCUUCACGGUCCUAGAGAACCUCCUCGUCCUGUGCGUCAUCCUCCACUCCCGUAGCCUCCGGUGUAGACCCUCCUACCAUUUCAUCGGCAGCCUGGCUGUGGCCGAUCUCCUGGGCAGUGUGAUUUUUGUCUACAGUUUUGUGGAUUUCCAUGUUUUCCACCGGAAGGACAGCCCCAACGUCUUCUUGUUCAAACUGGGAGGAGUUACGGCCUCCUUCACCGCCUCCGUAGGUAGCCUUUUCCUCACGGCAAUAGACCGGUACAUAUCCAUACACAGGCCGCUGGCCUACAAAAGGAUUGUUACCCGACCAAAGGCCGUCGUAGCGUUUUGUGUGAUGUGGACCAUCGCCAUUGUAAUAGCCGUCCUUCCUCUGCUUGGCUGGAACUGCAAAAAGCUCAAUUCCGUUUGUUCGGACAUAUUCCCUCUCAUCGACGAGACGUACCUGAUGUUCUGGAUCGGGGUCACCAGCGUCCUCUUGCUGUUCAUUGUCUAUGCCUACAUGUACAUACUGUGGAAGGCUCACAGCCACGCUGUUCGCAUGAUUCAGCGGGGCACGCAGAAAAGCAUCAUCAUUCAUUCUACGGAGGAUGGUAAGGUACAGAUCACUAGGCCCGAUCAAACUCGUAUGGACAUCAGGUUAGCCAAAACUUUGGUCCUUAUCCUAGUCGUUUUAAUCAUAUGCUGGGGCCCUCUCCUCGCCAUCAUGGUGUACGAUGUCUUUGGGAAAAUGAACAAGCUCAUCAAGACUGUCUUUGCCUUCUGUAGCAUGCUGUGUUUGCUGAACUCGACAGUCAAUCCCAUCAUCUAUGCUCUGAGGAGCAAGGACUUGCGACACGCCUUCCGCAGCAUGUUCCCCACCUGCGAGGGAACGGCGCAGCCCCUCGAUAACAGCAUGGAGUCUGACUGCCAGCACAAACACGCCAACAACGCGGGCAACGUGCACAGGGCUGCCGAGAGCUGCAUUAAGAGCACAGUUAAGAUUGCCAAAGUGACCAUGUCUGUCUCCACAGACACGACUGCCGAAGCCUUGUAAGUCAGAGACUUCUCAGCGUUCCUAGAGAAGGAGUUGGUUUAAACGACAACAACAAAAGAAACACCCCAC
Messenger RNA from Colius striatus (speckled mousebird), 1626 nucleotides. RefSeq names its product cannabinoid receptor 1 (gene CNR1). The transcript has 2 exons. NCBI's taxonomy places the organism in Eukaryota, Metazoa, Chordata, Aves, Coliiformes, Coliidae. Gene Ontology annotation, biological process: G protein-coupled receptor signaling pathway. Gene Ontology annotation, cellular component: membrane. Bases 136 to 1557 code for a protein of 473 amino acids. Gene Ontology annotation, molecular function: cannabinoid receptor activity. The record is from RefSeq and is a predicted model, not a curated record.